Molecule: messenger RNA, 1460 nt
Organism: Thalassophryne amazonica
Lineage: Eukaryota; Metazoa; Chordata; Actinopteri; Batrachoidiformes; Batrachoididae
Gene: rnf2
Product: ring finger protein 2
Exons: 9
Coding region: 52-1155 (367 amino acids)
Cellular component (GO): ubiquitin ligase complex; PcG protein complex
Molecular function (GO): chromatin binding; ubiquitin protein ligase activity
Source: RefSeq, a predicted model, not a curated record
CACCAGCGGUAUUGAUUGUGACUUCAUUUCCCACAAUCCCACUCUUCAUGCAUGUCCUCCAUAUUGCCUUUGGUGAAUGCGCUGGUUGGAAAGGUUCUUAAAGCGCCACUGAAAAUCUUUGCUGUGAUGACCCAGACAGUUCAGACCAAUGGAGUGCAACCCCUCAGUAAGACCUGGGAGUUGAGCCUAUACGAGCUGCAGAGAACUCCACAGGAGGCUAUAACAGAUGGACUGGAGAUAGCAGUGUCACCCAGGUCUUUGCACAGUGAGCUCAUGUGUCCCAUCUGUCUGGACAUGUUGAAGAACACAAUGACAACCAAAGAAUGUCUGCACCGCUUCUGCGCUGACUGUAUCAUCACAGCGUUGAGAUCUGGGAAUAAGGAGUGUCCUACUUGUCGUAAGAAGCUGGUAUCCAAGAGGUCACUGCGCCCAGACCCAAAUUUUGAUGCACUUAUUAGUAAGAUCUAUCCCAGCCGUGAUGAGUACGAAGCCCACCAGGAGAGAGUUUUGGCUCGCAUCAGCAAACACAAUAACCAACAAGCCUUAUCACACAGUAUAGAAGAGGGACUGAAGAUACAGGCCAUGACCAGGCUGCAGCGUGGAAAGAGACACACAGUGGAGAACGGUAGUGGAGCUGAAGACAAUGGUGACUCCUCUCACUGUAGCAAUGCUUCUGUCCACAGCAAUCAGGAGGCGGGUCCAAGCAUCAAACGCACCAAGACGAGUGACGAUAGCGGCUUGGACAUGGAUAAUGCUGCUGAGAAUGGGGGUGGGGACUCUGUCAUUGAUGGUGGUGCCAGUGAAAUAGAACUGGUUUUUAGGCCACAUCCUACACUGAUGGAGAAGGAUGAUGGUCACAACAGUGUGGAGUUUGUCCCUCGCUACAUUAAGACAUCGGGUAAUGCUACAGUGGAUCACUUGUCCAAAUACCUGGCUGUCCGCCUGGCUCUGGAGGAGCUCAGAAGAAAUGCUGAAGCUAGUCCUGUUAAUGUGGAGGCAGCGUCAGAGAAGCAGUACACAAUCUACAUACCCACUGCUGGAAACCAGUUCACGGUUCUGAACGGUUCCUUCUCUCUGGAGCUGGUCAGUGAAAAAUAUUGGAAGGUCAACAAACCCAUGGAGCUCUACUUUGCCCCCACUAAAGAACACAAAUAGAUCCACACACAGGCACGAGUGGGCAGCAAAGUGUGGGACUUGACAACUACACCAGUGUGCACACAAACCAGUGAGAACGGGGCAGUGUCUGUCUGAAGGAGAUGAGGGGAGUCGGGGAAACCCUCGAAAGGACUUUUGUAAAAAGACAAACUUGUUUUAUAUUUACUGUAUCGUUCUUUGUGUUCGUUUCUCUGUCUUUGUAGAAGGUAACAGAUUAGUACAGCCGGCAUCGAGCACAACCUCGAUGUGGUCACGUUUAUGCUUUGUGUUUGACUUCGCACAAGAAUGCGCAUAACUUUUGUGGG